Messenger RNA from Lolium perenne, 3123 nucleotides. RefSeq lists its product as uncharacterized. NCBI's taxonomy places the organism in Eukaryota, Viridiplantae, Streptophyta, Magnoliopsida, Poales, Poaceae. The record is from RefSeq and is a predicted model, not a curated record.
CACACACACACGACCUGACCUACACUCUUUUUCUACUACUACUGCUGUCUGUGCUACCCCUCUCUCGCAUUUGGUAUUACGAUUUUUGGGGCUUUGACUAAAAGUCUUGAGCUAAAAAAGCUUCAUUUUUUUUAGAGCUCCUUCCUCCUCCAGAAAUAAAACAAUUUUUGCAAUUUGGGGGAGCCCGUGGCCUCCAAUCUCUCCGAAUUCGCGCGCCUCCUCGACCUGAUCCGCAUGGAUCAAUGGAGAUUUCAUGACUGUCGAGGUUAGAUGAACAGUGUUGUGCACUGAACUCUUGUUCAUCCUUGCUCAAGUCCAACUGUCUUGUCGAUCGAAUUCAAAAGUUGAGAUGAGUGCAACUGUGGAGUACAAUAUGGAUGAAGCUGUGAAAGCGCGAACUAUCGCGGAGAGCAAGUUUCAUGUGCGUGACCUCAGGGGCGCACGCAAGUACGCGAUCAAGGCCCAGAAUCUCUGCCCCUCACUUGAGGGCAUAUCCCAGAUGGUGUCCACUCUUGAAGUUCAUCUUGCAGCAGACUCCAAGAUUGAUGGAGAGUGUGACUGGUAUCGGAUCUUGUCCCUAGGCGCAUUUGCAGAUGAAGAGGAUGUCAAGAAGCAGUACAGGAAGCUAGCUCUCCAGCUGCACCCUGACAAGAACAAGACAGUUGGUGCUGAGGAGGCCUUUAAACUGAUUUCCGAGGCAUGGAGUGUGCUGUCUGAUACUAGUAGGAAGGCAAUUUAUGAUCAGAAGAGGUCAGAUCAUUCUGUUGUCAACGUAACCAAUGGCAUGUAUACAUAUGACAAGAAAGCGACCAAGAGAGCUCGGAAGAAUGCUGCGGCCGCUGCCGCCGCCGCUGCUGCUGCUGCAGCGGCAGCUGCAGAGGCUACUACUCGUCCUGCUGGAGUUGAAACUUUCUGGACAUCUUGCAAUCGCUGUCGUAUGCAGUAUGAAUACUUAAGAAUGUAUCUUAAUCAUAAUCUUCUGUGCCCAAACUGCCAUCAUGCAUUCAUGGCGGUAGAGACUGGAUUUCCUUGCAACGGGAGCAGUUCAUCGUUCUCCUGGUCAACCAAGCAGCAGCCGCAGAAUCACAAUAACAAUUCCACCAAAAAUUCAUAUGGCUCAACAAGCAGGACUUCGAGCAUUCCGGGGACAGGGCAUGGGGGGUACCAGCAAGAUAGUACUUAUGAUGCCUACAACACUCAGAGCUUUCAGUGGAAUCAGUACGCCAAGACGACACCUGCAGCUGGUACAAAUGCUUACAGUGCCCAACCUUCUGAGAAACCGAGGAGAACGAAUGAAGAGAGCUACACAUACAACUACCCUACAAGUGGAAACAUAUGUGAUCCUGAGAUAACUACUUCAAGGCGUGGCCGGUUUGCAAAGCGGAGAAGGCAUAGUAAUGAUUAUAGUGCUGUGGAUUAUGGUGGAGAUAACAAAGACACAGUGGUUGCGAACACAGAAACAAUUGCUUUCGCAGAUGUAGGACGGGUUAAUGGCACUACAGUGGAAAAGUUGAGAUCUGCAGUGAGUGUAAAGAGGGCUAAUGUUUUGAGAGAGAUCUCCCAGAUUGAUACACGAAGCCUACUUAUUGAGAAAGCCAAAGAAGCUGUCAGGGGAAAAUUGCAUGAGCUGAGCGUGGCAUCAUGUUCACGGCAUGCAGAGAAAAGGAAGUCGGAAGGGAAGGUAUAUCCUAGUGACAACAACAUAAAGGCAAAUGGGGUCCUCUCUGGCAAACCUGGCAAAGGACUGAAGCUAUGCAAUUCAAUAAGUGUUGACACCCAAGUACCUGCAACUGCAGUUGAUGAAAAGAAUGCAGAACAGAAGCGUGUGCCUGUUUCUAUCGAUGUCCCAGACCCUGAUUUCCAUGAUUUUGAUAAGGAUCGCACAGAGAGAGCUUUUUAUAGUGACCAAGUAUGGGCUACAUAUGAUAGUGAGGAUGGUAUGCCUCGUCUAUAUGCAAUGGUGCAGAAAGUUCUUUCAAUGAGACCUUUCAGAAUCCGCAUGAGUUUUCUCAACUCCAAAUCCAAUAUUGAACUGGCACCAAUAAACUGGGUUGCCUCUGGCUUCCAGAAAACAUGCGGAGAUUUCAGGGUUGGAAGGUACCAGAUUACCGAAACAGUCAACAUAUUUUCGCAUAAAGUCAGCUGGACAAAAGGCCCCCGUGGGAUUAUCAGAAUUAUUCCUCAGAAAGGUGAUACAUGGGCUUUGUACCGAGACUGGUCUCCUGAUUGGAAUGAGCUUACACCUGAUGAUGUGAUAUAUAAGUAUGAGAUUGUAGAAGUUAUUGAUGAGUUCACUGAAGAGGAAGGGCUGACUGUCAUUCCAUUGUUGAAGGUUGCUGGUUUCAAAGCUGUCUUCCAUAGGCACAUGGACCCCAAGGAGGUCAGGAGGAUACCAAAGUGUGAGCUGUUUCGGUUCUCACAUCAGGUUCCUUCUCGACUGCUGACUGGGGAGGAAGGCAACAAUGCCCCAGAAGGUUGUCAUGAGCUUGAUCCUGCUGCAACUCCAGUGGACCUUCUAAAGGUUAUUACAGAGGUCAAUGAAGAUGCGACGACACAAACUGCUAAAGAGGGCAACUCUGAACACUGAAAAUAGCUUGGGUGUCUGAAGUGUGAAAUGUACUACACAGAUGACAACAAGUCAACAUUUGUUUGUCUCUUAGCUCUAUUAUGCCAUCUUAUUUUCGGCUGUUGACUUGGACAACACUGCCAGGACAAGCAGCUUAUGUCGCAGACUUCUGACUGGUGAUUCGUAGGCACUUCUAACAUUCCCCGAGUUCAUCGAUAUCAUUCAGAGAUUACCCAUUUGGAGGCCACUCUCGGUGAUUGAUGAGGCAAACUAGUGAAAGGAAGCUGAGGAGCCUCAUGACUUGCUGAUGUUGCUCUGUCUAGGUAUGCUGUUCUGCAUAGGAGCCAAAAUUGAGGGGGGAGCAGCCACUGGGGCUUCCCCAUGUACCAGGAAAUUAUUGAUGUACCAAUUUACCUAAGUUACUGUAUUUUCUUUUAAUCUAUAGUAAUUUGCCCUUAUAAUGUUGAACUUGAUGAUUUGGAGAUCCUAAUUUGAACUCAGUGAACUAGUUCGGCAUUUUAAUAUUAUAUUUAGUGGAAGUUUCAGCUUCCGUGGUA